Macadamia integrifolia is the source of this 1654-nucleotide messenger RNA. Its product is annotated as reticulon-4-interacting protein 1, mitochondrial. Lineage: Eukaryota; Viridiplantae; Streptophyta; Magnoliopsida; Proteales; Proteaceae. The coding region runs from base 254 to 1369 and encodes 371 amino acids. The transcript is spliced from 7 exons. Gene Ontology annotation, molecular function: oxidoreductase activity. The record is from RefSeq and is a predicted model, not a curated record.
AGAAACUAAAAAUCCAAAAGCCCAAAUUGAAAAUCCCCAACCAAGCUACCGUUUUAAUCCCAAGAGCCGCCAUAGCCCAGCUACUUACCUCGUGGAUGGAAACCAGUACACGUUCUUAAACCUCAAGAGUUCCCAUUUCUUCUGUUUUGGACCUUUUAUUCAUUUCCUUAUUAGCGUCUCUUUUUCUUCUUCAAGGCUUUUCGGUCAAGAUUUCUCUUACAAUCAAGCUCUUGUUAGUUAGAAAUCGUGGACAAUGCCACUGUGGAGACUCUCUGGCUCCGCAAGAUCGGUUCUGGAUCCUGAAUUGCAUCGUUCUCUUGGGUAUGUAAGGUGUAUUGUUACUGAUUGCAGAGCUGUUCUUGUGCCGCGAUUCGGCGGACCUGAAAUACUUGAGGUUUCUCCGAAUGUGAAAGUUCCUGAUCUGAAGCCUCACGAGGUACUCGUUCGUGCUCGCGCUGUCUCGAUCAAUCCUCUUGAUACUCACAUGCGAUCUGGCUAUGGACGUUCAAUAUUUGAACCACUUCUUCCAUUAAUUUUGGGUCGCGAUAUUAGUGGUGAAGUGGCAGCUGUUGGAAGUUCAGUGCGAUCCCUACGUGUUGGUCAAGAAGUCUUUGGUGCGCUGCAUCCAACUGCUGUGAGAGGUACUUAUGCCGACUAUGCCAUUCUUUCAGAAGAUGAACUUACAACAAAACCGGCUUCUGUUACGCACGUGGAGGCAAGUGCAAUUCCUUUUGCGGCACUGACUGCCUGGCGUGCUCUAAAAAGUACUGCAAGGAUUGCUAGCGGACAAAGGGUGUUGGUGCUGGGUGGAGGAGCAGUAGGCUUAUCUGCAAUUCAGCUUGCUGUAGCUUCAGGGUGCCAUGUGUCAACUUCAUGUGGAAGUUAUUCACCUGGAAGUCAAAGUUUAGAGCGAGUUCUGGCAGCUGGUGCUGAGCAGGCUGUUGAUUAUACAUCAGAGAAUUUAGAAUUGGCAAUUAAAGGACAAUUUGAUGCUGUUCUAGACACUAUUGGUAUACCAGAUACUGAAAGAAUAGGCAUCAAUUUUCUGAAGCGAGGUGGUCACUACAUGACACUGCAGGGAGAGGCAGCAUCCGUGGCUGAUAGAUAUGGAUUAGCUUUGGGGCUUCCUAUGGCUACUGCCCUUUUGUUGAAGAAACAAAUGCAGUAUCGUUACUCCCAUGGAAUAGAGUAUUGGUGGACAUAUAUGAGGGCCGACUCUGAAGGACUACAUGAGAUCCAGAAGUUGGUAGAAGCUGGGAAGCUAAAGAUACCAGUUGACAAGACGUUCCCAAUCACCCAAGUGAGACAGGCUCACGAGGCAAAAGAUAAAAAGCUCAUUCCUGGUAAGGUAGUGCUUGAAGUUGACUGAAGAUGAAUUUCAGAAGCUCUGGAGUUAUUGGAAUCAUGGAGAAAUUCGCCUUCAGUUUCUGUACAGUAAAUGUUCCACUGUUAUUGAAUUUGUCACAUGCAAACAAUUCUUUCCCAAUAAAAAUUAACAGGGGGAAGAUGAUUUUCUAUGGGACUAGAGGCAAGAAAUACAACCCAUGUAUCUGGUUUACACAUUUUUUACAAAAAAAUUGGUAGGUUCGAUCUGUAUAGUUUUGUGCUAUUGGAUGUGCAUAAGUGAAGAUGGGAUUGGUUUGCAUGGAUGGAA